UCCUCCUUUCAUUCUUAGCCACUGUCUCUCUCUUUCUCUAGAACCUUCUCUCACUAAACCUCAGCCAUGUCUUCCAUGGACUCAACCACACCGGAAAACCCUCUCCUACGCCGCCGUAACUCCGUUAUCCUCCCUACAAAACUCAACCUACAAUCAUCACCGUCAACCACCGCCACGUCAUCAUCAUCAUCAUCAUCAUCAACGAAUUCGGAUUAUGAGUUGUUUUCGAUUAAGCCUGUAUCGUAUACUUCCUUAAGAGAUCUAAUGCCGCCGCUUUCAACCGUUAAUUCACCUAGACCUAAUAAUGAAUCCGCUGGUGGUUCCGAAAUCUCGAUUAGGAAUCAUUUGGUUAAGCAAGCUGCUUGGGCUUAUUUACAGCCUAUGUCUACUUCGCCGGAUUCCGAUGGACGGAAUUUGUUCAGCCGGUUGUUUUACCGGUCACCGGUUAAUAAUCCGGUCGCUAGAGUUAUUGAGUUUGUUGAUCGGUUCAUUUUUGGUCCGUUAACUAGAGCUGUUGAUUGGUUGCUUCGUGCGGUUCGGAUUCGGAGCUCCAGAUAGCGACCCGACCCGUUCCGACAUACAGAAUAUAUGGUCAUAAAUGUAAAAUGCCUGUUAUUUUUCUCAUGUUAUCACAAAAAAAAUUAAAAACAAAU
This is a messenger RNA of Lycium ferocissimum, 653 nucleotides long. RefSeq lists its product as uncharacterized. The coding region runs from base 67 to 558 and encodes 163 amino acids. The record is from RefSeq and is a predicted model, not a curated record. NCBI's taxonomy places the organism in Eukaryota, Viridiplantae, Streptophyta, Magnoliopsida, Solanales, Solanaceae. The transcript has a single exon.